UAUAACUGUGUUCAUCAAGAUCUGAUGACGCACUAACAUAAUAUAAAGAGAAAUGUGCUUUUUUUAAUAAACUAUAUAUCGCAGUAUAGUAUUUAAUCAUCUGAGUAAGAACCUUCUUUGAGGUUAAAGUAGCUAUUCUUUUUUAAGAGUUGUUUUAAUAUUGAAUGUCAAAAAAGGAAAAUUUCUGAUAAAAAUUGAAGAUCGUGACACAAAGUUAUGAGACAGCAUAUGUAGAUCGCAAUGGGACGAUCGCAUGCUGCGUUCUGACAUGAAAACCGGAAUGACACUGCUACAUCCUUGUCAUUAUCUUUUGCAAUGCUUUCUACUUUCUGCACACGCGUUUACAAGUGUAUUCAUUUGAAACGUACAUUGACCAUGUGCGUCGGUCAGUUGAAUUCCAACAUAUUAACGACAAUGACCUAGGAUACUUUAUCCCUGUUCAUAAAUCGCAAAUAAUCAAACACGUUGAUGCAGUCGCUACAAACAAUUACAGUUGAUAUAUUUCAUUUCUCCACUUUUUUUUAUAGGAAAUCUAUAUUUAAAAUGACAGAAAUAGAUUUCAAAAACGAUAUUCUUCAAUGCAAUAGCAUCCUCUGUUUCAGUAAAUGACUUUUCUUUAUCGAAAUUAAAUUGUAAUUGUAACACGUAAGCGGUCUGUUGACACAGUUUUCUAUUCGCCGCGAAAAAGGCAUCUCCAGAUCAGAGUAUAAAUUGUCCAUUUCUAAGAGGCCAUCAAAUGACCGUGAAACGGUAAAAGUCGUACACGCGUAACAACGCGAGACAUUAGUACAAUACGAAGAAAGUAAAAUGAAAAUGGAAAGUGGACGGUAAACUAAUUCCAAGCGGACGCUUCUUUGAUGUCGUUGCAUAUAUGUAGAACAUUCUGCCUUUUAUGAGCCGCACGAAACACAUGUGUGUCGUAUUGCAUAUUUAUUAUAUGUGUAUUCUCGGGUAGUAAGUCUGAACUAAACAUCGAGCAAACUCGAACCAUCUUCGUAGAAAACACAAAUUUUAUCUUUUUAUCGAAAAACGUUCCAUGAAUUUAAAAUGCAAAAAAUAGAAAAUUUUAUAAUUUAGAUCAUUAUAUUUUUAGUUAUAUUUAGUAAUAAAAAUAAAUCAAAUUUCAUAAAUAAUUUAGUUAUGUAAUAUUUUUCUUCAAUUAGAAAAUAGAAAGAUUUUCUCGUUAAUUGUGAAGAUAAGAUUAAAGUAGAAAGAAUAUAAAUAAGUUAUGAUAAGUAUGAACAUGUGCACUACACUUUCGAACUCAGAAAUAUUUGUGGUGCGAAAGUUGCAAAGAUAUGUAGUAAUACCGGUUGCGGCUCAGCUUCACGCAUCUUCACAUGCUUGGCAUAUCCUGAAUACGAUGACAAGAUUCUGUGCAAGGACCCAUUCUAGUUACUUUAUCAUAGUAUUAUAACCCUACACUUUGUUGUUAGAAAAUUAUUCAUUUUAUAGAUCACAAAUUACAAUAUGAAUUUAACAUAGAGAAGUAAAUUAAAAACUGUGCGAGAUAAUAUUCGUAAUUUCAAAAUAUUACGAAUAUUACGAGGUAAUAAUUUUCUUAUUAAAUUUUGUUAAUUUUUCCAAUUGAAAAAUAUAUUAUUAUAUCGAAUACAAUAUAAUCAAUAAGAGUAAAUAAAUUGAUGUAAUGAACUAUUAAAUGAAAUACUAAAGUAAUACUAAACUAAUCAUGAUGAAAAUUUCGUUCUCUCUUUUUCCCGCUAUCAAAAUUGAAUCUACGCCAAUAAAAAUUGUUCUAUAUGCCGCGCAUGCGCUCAGUAUCCUGGGAAGGUGCCAAUUAAAGAGAAGUUCAAUUCUAUGCAACGCAUCUAUACAUAGUAUCUUACUUAUGUAGAUAACUUUGAUUGCAAUGUGACAAAUUGCACUCUUUGCGAUGAGAUUAUACAGAAAACAUAACCAUCACUAUCAAUUGGGAGAAUCCAAAUUCAACCGUAUAUUUCUACCUUGCUAUCGUUAACUGUAAUUGCUUUGUCAAUUGCGUUAUCAGCCGAUAAUAAAAAGUUGUUUUAAAGUCGAACCAACAACCAUGACUUUUAGUGAGUACACGUAUUAGCAAGAUCAGAAAUGUCAGCACGUAAAUUUGUUAGGAUUAUUACACCUGAUAGCAUAGAAUAUCGUUAUUUUCCCAUCACAAAAUCUCGCCUCAGGCUGAGUAUGCAAGCUGCUCACGAUGCAAGAAUUUCCUUACGUACACAUUUGGGUGGAGACUCAAAUGUGUAUGAGAUUAUUAUUGGAGGAUGGAGAAACACAAUGUCAGCCAUAAAAAGGAAUAACCAAGAACAAGAUGUGGCAGAAGCAGAAACAAGAAACAUAUUAAAUGCUCAGUAUAUGUUCAAUAUUUGGAUUCAAUGGUGUUGUGAUGGAACUUUAAAGAUUGGUCGUCAAAAUGGUGAUGUUUUUCUAGCAUACAAAGACAGAAAUCCGUUUGUUAUAAAUUAUAUAGGGGUUAGCACAGCGUGGGGUGCAACUGGUGAAUUUUUAAUAGAAGAAUCACCAUGUACAGCUCUAGUUGUUAGGCAACAAUUGGUAGACACUUGCUACUGUUGGAUAGAUUGUAACGAGUCAGAUGGUCUUCCACAAAACGCUGUAAUGGCCUCAGAAGAUGGUUUGUAUAUAGGCCGCGUUCAUCACAGAGAUUCGAUCACACCUGGUGGUAUCAGAAAUAAUGUAUGUACAAUCCCAUGGGGUGGAGCCUCUCACGAUAAAAAAGAUUUUCAAAUAUUAUGCGGCAAAGAUGUGAAUUGGGUAAAAUCAUGGGAAGGAAGUGUUCCUUUGUACGCUCUUCCUGCCGGUGAAACCGAAGACGGCCACGCUCUUUUUAUAGGCAGAGUGUUACACGAAGGUGUAUAUCACAUAGGAAAAAUACAACCGAAUCAUCAAAUAUGUUAUAUAGGCGUACACGGCCAUGAAGAACGUUACAUAGAUUAUGAAACUUUAGUCGUUUGUGAUUAUUACGCUGUGGAAUAUGUUGGUAGAUAAAAUUCUUCUUGUGGAAAAUAUUUAUUUUUCAUACGAGAUACAAAUUAUUUUUUUAUGUCAUAAAUAUUUAUAUGAUUGUAACUCUAAUUUAAUAGAAAUAAUAUAUAAAUUUAAAAGAGAAUUAUAAAUAGUAUUAUGACGGUAUUAAAGAAUGAUGAAACAUUUACUCAGAAAUCUAAUGGAAUAUAGUUUCAUAUUCAUUAAUUUAUUGUAAGCUUUCAUUGAAUGAUUCCAUUAAAAUUUUAUAAGCAAUAUAACAUUGAAAGGAAACAAGAGAUAAAUUUAUUUAAUAUGUGUACAUUUAACUCCCACACUUUGGUGGUUGAGUUAUCUUAAACUCAGAUACUUUCCAAAUAAUGGAGAAGCAAAUUACUUGAUCUUCAUGAUUUUGAAAAUUAUAGGUCAAUUUUUUAUGAGUAUAUACUAAAUGCCAUAAGGAGGACUGGGAAAGAAAUUACAAAAAUAGUGUAACAAAAUUAGAAAAGAUCCCAAAAGCAUUCUAUAUGUAUAUACAUUGAAAAUGAUAAUAAAUAUUAUCAUAAUUGUAAUAAGUGUAAAUACUAUAUAGUAGAUGUGCUGACACAAGUACACAAUAAACAUUACUUAUUUAUAAUUUUGAAAUUUAUUCCAUUUUUUAUUAUUGAGGACCAGAAAUUAGAUAAAUUUGGGUCCAUUGGUAUGAUUAAUACUAUUAUCUUAUCAACUGAAUAAGUAUGUAAUAUAUUAUUGUAACGAACAAAAAAUAAUGUUUGGAAUAAUCAUCACCAUUUAUUUAUUCUUUUCUUAUUUAUGAUUAUAAUUUAUUAUUAUUAAAAAAUUAAUAUAUAAUUAUAACAUCAUAAAGAUAAUUAUUGUUUCUUAAGCUCAUAAAUGUAUUGUAUAGAAUCCAUACAAUCUUCCUUCUUAAGUGAUUAAUUACUCUUCAUCUACAGUAUUCAUCAAGCUUUGCUGCUCUUUGGAUUUUGGAUCAUUAAUACCAUUAUGAAGCAUGUAUAUAUUUAUAUUAACAAUAACUUGAAUUGGAAAUAAAGUAGUAUUUUGGAUUA
Molecule: messenger RNA, 4046 nt
Organism: Bombus pyrosoma
Lineage: Eukaryota; Metazoa; Arthropoda; Insecta; Hymenoptera; Apidae
Exons: 6
Coding region: 2086-3000 (304 amino acids)
Source: RefSeq, a predicted model, not a curated record